AUGGAGGACAGCCAGCCGCAAAAUGAGUCUUCUUCGCCAUCAUCCGCGCCCACUAUGCGCGGCGCUGUGCUGAUGAGGCUCAUUCAUUGGGACAAGCUCUUCGAAUCCGACAGCCCUCCACGUUUAGGCAUUGAUGUCAGCAGGCGUAUCCCUUAUGCGACCUUGUCUGGGAUAUCGGUCGGCGUGGCGCUAGGUUAUGUUCACGGAAGCAAGAAGGCAGGCCUUCAAUUUCGAGCAGAAAACGCACAUCGAUUUCCAACAACCUCAACCGGCUGGUGGCAGUACCACAAAACGAAGAACUAUAUUUCAAUUGUCGGCGGUAUGAAAGACGGUGUUAAAUUGGCAUCUAGGCUAGGGGCUGGUUCGCUCCUGUUUUGUCUUUUUGAAGAAACCGUGGACUAUGCUCGCCACGAGAAGCGGGACUUUCUCUCUACGGUGACGGCGGGAUUGUCGCUCUCUGGGGUAUACAGUUUGCUGGCUCGUCACGAUGUGUACACUGCCGCCCGUACCGCGAAGCUCGGAUUGAAGUUUGGACUUGGUUAUGGAUUGGUGCAAGAUGCCUUGGAAUCACUGAAGGGAAACCACCCUGCAUAUAUGGAUUUUCUCCUGGGCAAACGGGGACCACAAGCUACAGAUGGAAACCCUGUCUGA
Molecule: messenger RNA, 651 nt
Organism: Penicillium cosmopolitanum
Lineage: Eukaryota; Fungi; Ascomycota; Eurotiomycetes; Eurotiales; Aspergillaceae
Exons: 2
Coding region: 1-651 (216 amino acids)
Source: RefSeq, a predicted model, not a curated record